CUCUCUCUCUCUCUUUUUGCAGGUCAUCUGUAAAGAGUCCAGAAUCUGUGGGAGGGAUCGCUAACUAAAUCCAGUAAUGAUAAUCCUGAUAAGAAAUGCCAUAAUUCUCAUUUGCAUGAUGGAAACAAUCUACCAUGCUAGGAAACUUCCCUUUAAUCCAUUUAAUCUUGUUCCUCCUCGGAUUGUACAGUGAGAAAAGGGUCUGUGUGGUGUGUGUUUAUUUAAAAGUAACCACUGAGACUUCCUCUUUGUACUGUCACCUUGCGUUCUCAAACCAGGGCUAGCUUUCCUUUGCCAGAGGCUGUAGAUAAGCAGGCAAGAAUAGAAAGUGGAAAAGCACACGGGCAAGAUUUAGGGGACAGAGUGGAGGCAGGAUGGCAGAGCCUGGGAAAAUCCCUGAACCAGCUCCUCGACGGAUCUUCCAGGAGAGACAGAGGAUUACUGCUCUUCCCUUGUACUUUGAAGGGUUUCUAUCUAUCAGAUGUACACGGUACCAGGAUUUUCAGCAGUACUGGACAGAGCUCAGAGGCACGACGCUUUUCUUUUAUAUGGAUAAGAAAACCCCAGCAUACACCAAGAAGCUAGAGUUGGUGAAUCUGACAUCAAUAGCGAACGUGUAUCCAGAUGAAAGGAGGGGGGGUGCCCGGUUCCUCCUGAUGCUGCCGAAUGAGGAUGUGGAGCUGAAGGUCGAAGAUUACGACAAUAGGGAGGAGUGGAAAAGCUUUAUCCUCACAGUCACACAGUUGGCAGUUCCAGCGUGUAUAUCACUGCUCCCUGGACAGCUUAUUAGGCUGAACGAAGUGCUAGAGAAAGAAAAGAAAAGGAGGACUGCCAUGAAACAGCCACCUAGUGCCUCUUUGAGCCAAGAAACAUCAAACAACGGAGACUACAUGAACACACUGAAAAUUAGACGUUUCCCUUUUCUUUCAGGGCAGUUCUUCCACAGUGGUGGGCCAACACCACCAAGUUGUGAUCAGAAUCCAGAUCCUAUCAACAUUCAGGGAAGGUCUAGUCCUCAUGCUCUUUGCCCCGCGUCGAAGGAUCAGCUUGGGCCGGUGGAACUCGGCGCGUUCACGCUACUUCUUGCCUCUCUCCUCUGCAGGUGCUUCUAUGCAGUGUCGCGGCAAGAAGCCAUCGAGAUGUUGGAGAAGGAUCCCUCGUGGGGCAACCUGAUCCUGAGGCCUGGUAGUGACAGUAAGAACUUCUCGGUCACUAUCCGACAGGAUAUCGAUGGUCCAUGUAUAAAGCACUACAGAGUGGUGAACACAGGCAAAGGUUACACAAUUGAACUGGCCAGAUCAGUGACGCUCCUGAGCCUCCGUGACGUCAUUGAUUACUUUCUGAAGGAAACCCGGGGGAGCUUGAUGCCGUUUGUCUCUCACACGUAUGACAACAGACUGGCUGGACUUUCGUUGGCACCCGCCCUGAGAGAGAGGCACCUGGCAACGGCGUCUCAGCCCAGCAUGAAGACUCUCAGAAGCCCAAUGCCUGAGCAAGUAACAGCACCUCCUUUGGAGUAUCCUGUGGCCAGAUACGUGCAUGAAACUCUUGGCAAAGAGCUGAAAGAAAAAGUGAAGAAGAGACACCGGGGUGAAAGACAACGAGCACCCCAACCCCUGUGAGGUGGACACAGACACAGGCAAAGUCACAUUCCAGCCCCCGAAAUCCCUGGGGGCUCCUAACUUUAAUAGUGCAAUCUCCCUUUGUAUCAACAAGGCCCCUAACUGGGGGCAAUGCAUUAUGGCACAUAACAUUGGAUAUCUAUUUCCUACGGCUUCCUGUUUGUACAAAGCAAAGUCCAUCUCCGCGGCACUAGGCACAUGUGUCUCAGCAACCUUCUCAAAGGCAGGAAGAGGGGAAAACCCACUCCAGCCGUAGCUCUUAACCAGUGCACCUUCCCUCCCCAUCCCCGGACAAAAGGAACGGUCUUCAGAGAGCCCCCGACAGUUUAGUUUGGACUAAUGUGGACCAAGGAAGAAGGAAGUGAAUUUUGAAGCACAGAGGUCUGCCUACAGCAGGGGUGGCCCACCUGUUACAGAUGGAGAGCCAAAAUAGUGGUAGAUACAGCAGCGCAAA
Pelodiscus sinensis (Chinese soft-shelled turtle) is the source of this 2076-nucleotide messenger RNA. Lineage: Eukaryota; Metazoa; Chordata; Testudines; Trionychidae. The record is from RefSeq and is a predicted model, not a curated record.